AUGGUCGCUUUGGUGGCUCAUGGAAAUCCGGUCUUGCCCAGACUCUUUGCCGUCGAUGAACACAACGCUAUAGACUCAGCUCUCAGGGUGGAGUCCAGUCCUCCAGCCUAUGGAGGUGUGAUUAGCAUAGAGGCUGAAAAAACUGUGUCUCUCACCUGUUUGCUGGAGUCCUCAAGUCUGGUGGAUCGGGAGCUGCAGUGGUUCCGGAAUGGAGCCCAAAUCCACCUGCAGGAGUGGAAUCGGCUAAACCAGAGCAGCCUGUGUCUGAACCCCGUGUCUCAGGACGAUGACGGUGUCACUUUCAAGUGCCAGCUGAAUAGUAAUGCUGCUGCCAAUGCUUCCGUACAACUGGAAGUCUUCUUCGCUCCAGAUCUCUCAGGUGUUGACAACAUCACCAUAGAGGAAGGUGGAAAGAUAAGUUUGGCCUGUGACAUAUAUGCCAACCCCCAGGUGACUGUGACAUGGAAGCAAAAUGACAAAGCUUUGGACCUGGCAAGUGGUGGCUAUGAACUUUUCCACAACACCUGGGAGUCACGUCUGUCCAUCUCCAAAGUGCAACGAGAGAUCCACGAGGGCCAGUACAGCUGUGUGGUCACAUCCCCCAAGUUUGGAAUCAGGACUAAGAUCUUUUCUCUCACUGUGGAAGAUAGGACAGUUACAUUCCCACUGGGCGCAGUAAUUGCUGGCGUGGUGGUGGUUUUCUGUACUCUCCUUCUGGCUUUCAUAUCCAGGUGGAAACGGAUCACAAAGUGCUGCAAGUAGAGCAGGCUGUUGAGUCAACACUGCAAGCUAAAGGUUUUGAACCAUCAAGCCCCACUGCUACUACACAC
Molecule: messenger RNA, 830 nt
Organism: Scleropages formosus (Asian bonytongue)
Lineage: Eukaryota; Metazoa; Chordata; Actinopteri; Osteoglossiformes; Osteoglossidae
Gene: tmigd1
Product: transmembrane and immunoglobulin domain containing 1
Exons: 5
Coding region: 1-762 (253 amino acids)
Biological process (GO): cell-cell adhesion
Cellular component (GO): cell-cell junction; plasma membrane
Molecular function (GO): cell adhesion molecule binding
Source: RefSeq, a predicted model, not a curated record